Populus nigra (black poplar) is the source of this 1812-nucleotide messenger RNA. RefSeq lists its product as uncharacterized. The transcript is spliced from 9 exons. The record is from RefSeq and is a predicted model, not a curated record. Gene Ontology annotation, molecular function: protein binding; GTPase activity; GTP binding. NCBI's taxonomy places the organism in Eukaryota, Viridiplantae, Streptophyta, Magnoliopsida, Malpighiales, Salicaceae. The coding region runs from base 45 to 1697 and encodes 550 amino acids. Gene Ontology annotation, biological process: tRNA methylation; tRNA wobble uridine modification. Gene Ontology annotation, cellular component: cytosol; cytoplasm.
CUAUCCCCCCCCCCCCCCCAACUCAUACUGCCUCAGUAAACGCCAUGGCUCUUCUCCCUGUAUUUCGCACUAUCAUCACCCAUUUCUUCAAACCUAAAACCCUAAACCCUUCCCUCUCACCACUCUUCCAAGAACCCACUGUUAAAAAUCUUUCCUUUCUUGCCAAGCACAAAACCCUUCUGAAACCCCAUGCCUCUCUCAAUUCAAAAACCACUUUACUUCUCAAUGGUCAAGACCAGCGCUUUAUGGGCCUAAAUGGUACUGACGACAAGUCGAUAUCUACCACUAUUGCAGCCAUUGUAACCUCCGUGGGUGGACCACCUGCUUCCGUGGGGAUUGUCAGGUUAUCUGGUCCAUCUGCCGUCGAGAUUGCUGCACGUGUGUUUAAACCAAUGAGAAAAAAGAAGAAGAAAGGACUUUGUGUGUGGAAGCCUACCAGUCAUGUCGUAGAUUACGGGGUGGUUUUGGAUCAUCAAGGGAAUGUAGUUGAUGAGGUUUUAGCUGUACCCAUGUUGGCUCCAAGGUCUUACACUAGAGAAGAUGUGGUUGAGCUUCAGUGUCACGGGACUGAAGUCUGUCUUCGUCGUGUGCUGAAAGCUUGUAUAGAAGCUGGAGCCAGGCUUGCAGAACCAGGUGAGUUCACUCUACGUGCAUUUCUAAAUGGCCGGCUGGACCUUUCGCAAGCUGAAAAUGUUGGAAAGCUCAUAUCAUCCAAAUCCGUGGCUGCUGCAGAUGCAGCCCUCGCUGGAAUUCAGGGAGGCUUUGCUUCUUUGGUCAAAUCACUAAGAACGCAAUGCAUUGAGCUGCUUACUGAGAUUGAAGCUCGUUUAGACUUUGAUGAUGAGAUGCCGCCACUAGAUUUGAAUUUAAUCAUGGAUAAAAUACAUUCCAUGUCAGAAAAUGUGGAGAAUGCACUCAAGACAGCCAAUUACGACAAGCUUUUGCAAUCUGGAUUACAGAUAGCAAUUGUUGGCCGUCCUAAUGUUGGGAAGUCCAGCCUUCUUAACGCAUGGAGCAAAAGUGAGCGGGCAAUAGUUACAGAAAUUGCUGGAACCACCCGUGACAUUGUUGAAGCCAGUAUUACAGUUGGUGGCAUCCCUGUGGUCCUUCUUGAUACUGCUGGGAUCAGGGUGACUGAUGAUGUCGUCGAGAAGAUUGGUGUAGAAAGAUCUGAAGCAGUUGCCCUGGGUGCUGAUGUCAUUGUUAUGACAGUUAGUGCUCUUGAUGGAUGGACACCAGAAGACACCGAACUUUUGAAUAGGAUUGUAUCUAAGAAGAAAUCAGUUGGCUCUUUUACACCAAUGAUCCUUGUAGUUAACAAAAUAGACUGUUCUCUGUCCUUGUGUUCGGAAUGGGUUGAUAGGGGUGGUGGUUCUUUUAGUAAGCAUGUUUUCACCUGUGCUAUUACUGGUCAAGGAAUUCAAGAUUUAGAGAUGGCAAUUUCAGAGAUUGUGGGUCUUAACAAAAUUCCUGCGGGGGGACUCAAAUGGACUGUCAACCAUAGACAAUGUGAGCAGCUUGUGCGGAUGAAGGAGGCUCUUGUAAGGUUGAAAUCUUCAAUUGAGGAGGAAAUGCCCCUGGAUUUUUGGACUAUUGAUUUGAGGGAUGCUGCAUUGGCUCUCGGACAGAUAAGUGGAGAAAACAUCUCUGAAGAGAUUUUGUCAAACAUUUUUGGUAAAUUCUGUAUCGGUAAAUAGAUGGUUCUUUUAGUGCUUUUAGACUUGUCUAAAAUACGAAAACUUGUGAUGCAUAUUUUUCAUUUCCUCGCUAGUUUCUUGUUAGAAGAGUAUUGAAAUUGCACAUGUUUUUGUU